Molecule: messenger RNA, 1891 nt
Organism: Cherax quadricarinatus
Lineage: Eukaryota; Metazoa; Arthropoda; Malacostraca; Decapoda; Parastacidae
Source: RefSeq, a predicted model, not a curated record
UUUGUGUUGUGUCAAUGACUGGAGAAUUAAAAUAAUAAGUGGCAUCGCAGCCGGCCGAGGCAGUACUCGUCAAGCCGACAUUUAAACAGUCGAGUGGAAAGUGAAGAAGGUGUCGGGUAAAGAAAAUAUGGCUGCGAGAUUACUGAUAUUCUUGGCUGUAGCGGCUGCUGUGUCUGCUGAUGAUGUUAUACAGCUGGGUGAUGCUGACUUUGACACCAAAGUUGGGAGCUAUGACACAGUCUUGGUCAUGUUCUUUGCUCCAUGGUGUGGCCAUUGUAAACGGUUGAAACCAGAAUUUGAAAAGGCAGCUUCUUCUCUGAAGACUAAUGAUCCACCUGUGAUAUUAGCAAAGGUGGACUGUACUGAAGAUGGAAAGGAUACCUGUGGAAAGUAUGGAGUUUCAGGAUACCCAACCUUAAAAAUUUUUAAGGGUGGAGACCUUUCCUCUGACUAUAAUGGACCUAGAGAAGCUAAUGGCAUUGUCAAAUACAUGAGGUCACAGGUUGGCCCAGCAUCGAAGGAGCUUACGUCUGUUGAAAUGGCAGAGGCUUUCCUUGCUGCUCCUGAUGUUAGUGUUGUAUAUUUUGGAGGAGAUUCCAAACUGAAAGAGGCAUUCCUCAAGGCUGCAGAUAAACUACGUGAAACAGUCCGUUUCGCUCACUCUGUAAAAGCCGAAGUUAAUGAAAAGUAUGGGCAUAAUAAUGUCAUGGUGCUAUUCCGACCAAAGCACUUGCAGAACAAGUUUGAACCUGCUUCAGUUGUUUAUGAUGGACCUAAUGACAAAUCUAAAAUGGAGUCUUUUGUGAAGGAAAACUUCCAUGGUUUGGUGGGUCACCGUACUCAAGAUACUGCCUCAGACUUCGUUAAUCCUCUUGUGGUUGCAUAUUACAAUGUUGAUUAUGUGAAGAAUGCCAAGGGAACUAACUACUGGCGUAACCGCAUUCUGAAGGUAGCACAGAACUUCGAUGAUUUUAACUUUGCUGUGUCUAAUAAGGAUGAUUUCCAACACGAAUUAAAUGAAUUUGGUCUUGAUUUUGUUUCUGGAGAUAAGCCUGUGAUUUGUGCCAGAAAUGCAAAGUCUCAAAAAUUUGUCAUGAAAGAAGAAUUCUCAAUGGAAACUUUUGAAGCCUUCCUCAACAAACUUAAAGCUGAUGAACUAGAACCUUACUUGAAGUCAGAAGAUAUUCCUGUACAAGAUGGCCCAGUCACUGUUGCAGUUGGCAAGAACUUUGAUGAAGUUGUAACAAAUUCUGAGAAGGAUGUGCUGAUUGAGUUUUAUGCACCUUGGUGUGGACAUUGCAAGAAGUUGGCACCCACGUAUGAUGAACUUGGUGAAGCGAUGAAAAAUGAAGAUGUAGACAUUGUGAAGAUGGAUGCCACGGCUAAUGAUUUCCAUCUUCUUUUAAAAUGUGAGAGGAUUCCCAAACUAUACUGGAAACCAAAAGGACAAGACCCUGUUCCAUAUAAGGUGUUCGUGGUGGAGUGCGUCUUAAUGACCUUCGUGCUGUUGUUACGCCUUAAUCAAACGUAUUAUCCACCAGCCUUUGUUAGCAAUGAAGUGGUGGCUCAUCCGAUCAAUGAAGCGGCAGCCCAUCCCAUCAAUGAAGCGGUAGCCCAUCCCAUCAAUGAAACGGUAGCCCAUCCAACCAAUAAAGCGGCAGCCCACCCCAUCAGUGAAGCGGCAGCCCAUCCCAUAAAUGAAGCGGCAGCCCAUCCCAUCAAUGAAGCGGCAGCCCAUCCUAUCAAUGAAGUGGCAGCCCAUCCCAUCAAUGAAGCGGCAGUCCAUCCUAUCAUUGAAGAGGCAGCCCACCCCAGCAGUGAAGCGGCAGUCUACCCCAGCAGUGAAGAGACAGCCAAUCCAGCAGUGAAGCGGCAGCCAACUCAGCAGUGA